AUGCUUUCAGAUUAUCUAAGUGCCGCUGUUCAGUAUCUAUCUAUCUAUCUCGUUCCGUUCAUAUCUAUCUAUCUAUCUAUCCAUCUAGUAUCUAUCCAUUCUGCCCAUAUCUAUUCAUUCAUCUAUCUAUCUAUCUAUCUAUCUAUCUAUCUAUCUAUCUAUCAUGUUCAUAUCUAUCUAUCUAUCUAUAUCUAUCUAUCUAUCUCAGUCUGCCCAUAUUCAUCUAUUCAUCUAUCUAUCUAUCUAUCUAUCUAUCUAUCUAUCUAUCUGUUACAUUCAUUCAUCUAUCUAUUUAUCUAUCUAUCUCAGUCUGCCCAUAUCAUCUAUCUAUCUAUUCAUCUAUCUAUCAUAUUCAUCUAUCUAUCUAUCUAUCUGUUCAUCAUGUUCAUCUAUCUAUUCAUCUAUCUAUCUAUCUCAGUUCUGCCCAUAUUCAUUAUCUAUUCUAUCUAUCUAUUCAUCUAUCUAUCUAUCUCAGUCUGUUUAGAUCUCAUCUAUUCAUCUAUCUAUCUAUCUAUCUAUGUUGUUAUGUUUUCAAGAAUUCUUUCUUUUCUGACAUCUCUUCUACUCUUCUCUCCAGAAUUCCCUUUAUACAAGUUCGACGAUUAUACUACUCCCAGUCUCUUACACUUCUUCUCCGCAUCUUCCUUUUUCUUUAAUUUUCAUCAUUUCUCUAAAUUAUUUUUUUCUUUUCUUAUUUUUCUUUCUCAAAUUUCUUUCUUUCUUUCUUUCUUUCUCCGUCAUCUCCCCCGCCGCCCUGUCCAGUUAGGCAUUUUUCUUCCUGGCAAACCUUCCCGUAUUGUUUAG
Acanthosepion pharaonis is the source of this 804-nucleotide messenger RNA. Lineage: Eukaryota; Metazoa; Mollusca; Cephalopoda; Sepiida; Sepiidae. The record is from the annotation of a GenBank genome assembly.